UCGUAGUUAUAAUAUUGAGGUAUUUAUAGGAGGCAAAUCUAAUGGAAAGGAAUGCAAAGUGGAGAAAGCCUUCUCUCUCUCUCUCUCUCUCUCUUCAAUAUAGAAUCUCCCCUUUUUCUCGCUCUCUCUCUCUCUCUCUCUCUCUCUCCCUAUUAUUGGUGUCUGCUGCUAGAAGAGACGAGUCAUAUAUAAUCAAAGUAAGAGUAACCCCAAGGCGAUCCGUAUAGCCUAAAAGCAACUGUAAGACCAAGUGAUUAACAACAGGAUGGAUGAGAGAUUACUUGGAGCAGAACCAGAAAAUAUUAGAAAUCUGCCAAGGAGAAUUUGGGUGGAAUCGAAAAAAAUAUGGAGGGUUGCAUUUCCUGCUAUGUUAGCCAGGGUUACUCAAUUUGGAAUGUUUGUGGUAACACAGGCAUUUAUAGGGCAUCUUGGUGAAGUGGAUCUUGCGGCUUAUGCACUCAUUCAAAUUCUAACUGUACGAUUUGUAAAUGGGAUACUGUUGGGCAUGUCAAGUGCAACUGAGACUCUUUGUGGGCAAGCAUUUGGAGCAAGGCAAUACCACAUGAUGAGCAUCUACUUGCAAAGGUCAUGGCUUAUCAAUAUUGUUAUUGCAACUAUCUUGCUCCCUGUCUUUAUCUACUCAGCUUCCAUCUUCAAGCUACUAGGAGAGGAAGAUGAAACAUCAGAAGUUGCUGGAUAUAUCUCUUUAUGGUUCAUUCCAAUUCUCUACUAUUUCGCUUUUGGCUUUAGCGUCCAGAAGUAUUUACAAACGCAGCUCAAAAACAGAAUUGUCGGAUGGCUAUCUGCUAUUACAUUUGUACUUCAUGUUCUUUUGUCAUGGAUUUUUGUGAGCAAACUGAACUGGGGGAUUCCUGGUGCAAUGAGUGCGAUGAUUAUAUCUUAUUGGUUAGUGUUAAUUGGAACAUUCGUGUAUGUCUUUGGAGGUUGGUGUCCCAACACAUGGACAGGUUUCUCACUAGCUGCUUUUCGAGAUUUACUACCAGUAUUGAAGCUCUCACUAUCCUCAGGUGUCAUGCUUUGCUUGGAGUUUUGGUACAAUGCUGUUUUAAUCUUAUUGGCGGGAUAUGUGCAAAACGCUACGGUUGCAAUAUCUGCAUUUUCCAUUUGCCUCAAUAUCAUUGCUUGGGAAUUUAUGGUUUUCCUUGGCUUCCUAACUGCUGCAAGCGUCCGGGUUUCAAAUGAACUAGGGAAAGGAGAUGCUAAAGCUGCAGAGUUCUCCGUUAAAAUCAUCUCCAGUACUUCAGUUAUUCUUGGAGUGUUCUUUUGGAUUCUAUGUUUAAUUUUUGGUCAUAAACUCGCUUACUUGUUCACAAGUGAUGAGGAAGUUGUAGCAUAUGUGUCGAGCCUCUAUAUCCUGCUAAGUUUGUCAAUCUUACUCAACUGUGUCCAGGCAGUACUUUCAGGGGUGGCUGUGGGUGCCGGUCGGCAAGCUGUGGUUGCAUAUAUUAACAUAGGUUGCUAUUAUCUGAUUGGGAUCCCAGUAGGAGCUAUUCUUGGAUAUGUGGCCAAACUAGAAGUAGAGGGCCUAUGGAUUGGAAUGAUCCUUGGUGUGGUAAUGCAAUCACUCGUGCUUGGUUACAUAACCUUUAAGACUGAUUGGAAUGACCAGGUGAAUAAAGCAUCAGAACGUUUGAAUAAGUUGUUCUUGAAACCUACCGAAGGAAGUUCUACUGAAGAACCACUGAAUGGAUGAACAGUUCAAUUUCUCUAAAUUGUAUUCGGUUGAUUGAGAUUGAACCACUGAAAGUAGUUCAUUUGAAAGUAUUUGAUAAAAUCUUAAUUUUUCAUCCCA
Molecule: messenger RNA, 1813 nt
Organism: Quercus lobata
Lineage: Eukaryota; Viridiplantae; Streptophyta; Magnoliopsida; Fagales; Fagaceae
Product: protein DETOXIFICATION 24-like
Exons: 9
Coding region: 266-1714 (482 amino acids)
Biological process (GO): xenobiotic detoxification by transmembrane export across the plasma membrane
Cellular component (GO): membrane
Molecular function (GO): xenobiotic transmembrane transporter activity; antiporter activity
Source: RefSeq, a predicted model, not a curated record